Leptomonas pyrrhocoris is the source of this 1275-nucleotide messenger RNA. Its product is annotated as putative ethanolamine phosphotransferase. Gene Ontology annotation, molecular function: phosphotransferase activity, for other substituted phosphate groups. The record is from RefSeq and is a predicted model, not a curated record. The transcript has a single exon. Lineage: Eukaryota; Euglenozoa; Kinetoplastea; Trypanosomatida; Trypanosomatidae. Gene Ontology annotation, cellular component: membrane. Gene Ontology annotation, biological process: phospholipid biosynthetic process. Bases 1 to 1275 code for a protein of 424 amino acids.
AUGCAGUGGCUUUACUCGCCCAUCGCGCCGCCCGGCACCCCGAGCGUGUCGGCAGAGCCAAGCAUUCUGGCCGAGCACCUCUACUUCCCCUUUUACGAUUACAUCGUGAAGUUCUUCCCCAAGUGGUGGAUCCCGAAUAAAGUCACCAUCGCCGGCAUCCUCUCCACCGUCGCGGCCUCGCUGCUGAUGCUGAGCUCCAUGCCGCCGGGGUCGAAGUUUCAGCCGGGGAGGGCGGUUGUGCUGCCCGCCUCCCUCGUGGUGGAGGACCCGUCCGUGCCGUGUGUACCACCGCUGGAUCCUACGCAGAUGCAGCCCGUCUUCAGCUUCCUCACGCCCGCCUCGCUGCUGACCCUGUGCGGGUUACUCAACCUGCUGUACUGCGUCGCCGACAACACCGAUGGCCGGCUGGCACGUCGCGACAGGAAAACGAGCGUCAUUGGCGAGUACCUUGACCACGGCCUGGACUGUGUGACGUCGCUGCUGUCGACCAGCUGCGCCUUUGCGCUGCUCUCGUCGCUGACGAACAUGACGACCUCCGUCUGCCUCAUCGCGUUCGUUACUGUCCUGUCGCACACGCUGCACUACGAGGCAAAUAUUUUUAUCUGGGGCAACCGCAUCGCCACGGUGGAUGAGGCGAUGAUCUUCUUCGGCGUGGGGAUGUGGAUUCCUCUUGUUUUCCCCUCCGUCGGCACGGCGGUGGUGCCGGUGGAGUACCUGACGGCCAUCUUUGGUGCGGGGAGCCACUGGGUCGCCUACCUGCGUCCUCUACGCCUCAUUGAUCUGGUGUACAUCUUCUACAGCCUGGCGCAGGCGCAGACCAUCGCGAGCGUGGCGGCGCGGCGGCUGCGUAUGCUGUGCCGCAUUCAUGUCAUCUUCAGUGUUCUGAACAGCGUCGUUUUUCUCGCGUUGAUGGGCGAGCACACCACAUUCCUGGAGAGCUUGCCGGAGACCCAGACAUCCGUGUUUGGGUAUACCCUGGGGCCUUUCACGUACCCCGCCGUGUGGGCCAUCGCGUACGCCUGCACCGCCAGCACGAUUAUUCACAUCCCGAUCAUGGCCAAGUGUGCGCGCCUCCCCCAGCCAGACCCGCUGCCGCUGGUGGGCGUGAUGCUGGUGUGGUGUCUCUUUGUUUCCUAUCCAGUCGCCGGCGUGAUCGCGGCGGCGGUGGUGCACGUGGGGCAGCUGCUGAUCAACGUGCAGCUUAUUGAGUACAACGCCUCCCUUGCGAAAGACAGUGAAGCGCAGAGCUCCCUCAAAGCAGCGUCAAGGAAAUAA